GGAUGACGCUGGACAUAGACUGAGUGUGACACUGGUGUCUGUCACAUAAACAAACCCCUUCUUGCACGGCUCUGUGGACCUUUAACAACUAACGUAGGCGGUAUUAGUGUUAUUACACAGCUAAUUUGAAUGCUGACAGAAAUACUUUAGUCAAAAGAAGAUGUCCCCAUUUAUGAAAAGUUCAUUAUAGUAGUUGAGUCUGCUGAGAGUGACCUGAUGUUAUUUGCAUGCUGCAUUUCUAACCCACCAAACCCAUCACUCACCUGCAUGGCCACUCAGUUCUGAUACUUAGCCCAUUCUUUAGAAGUGAGAACUGUUUGCCCUUCCAUGCAUGUUGUGCUGUGAAUGAGGCGUCAUGACUGAAGACAGGGAUAACCCUGUGGCACUGUCAUCUAUGAAACCAUGCCAGGACCUGUUGGGCUGUGGACAAGACCUAGAGAGCCUGCGUGCUGACUGGGAAGUGGCAAAAUCGAGAACACGACAGGCUCAUGAAGCGCUCAGUGCGGAGCUUAGAUGGCUACGAGAACAAGCAGAGAGAGAGCAGCAAAGAGCUGUGAGGGAGCUGACGGCCAGGCGAGGAGACCAAAAGGACAGAAACUAUAACAGACACAGGUAUCUUCUGGCUAAAGAGGUGGACACUGAAAGCAGUAAACGGCACAGUAGCAUUGUCUCCACACGGAAAAAGGCUUUUUGUUUUUGCAGCAGACAGACGUAUACAAAGCUGGAGCACUUACUGCUAACGCUGUAUACAAAGAUAAACAGUGAGCAGGCAGCUUAUAAAUUGCAUCACAGGCAGGAAUUUGAGCUAGAAAAGGCCAUCUUUCUUUGCCACCUGCUAGAAGCUCAUGGAAGACUGUUGCAGGGGGCGCAGAAAGCGGGACCCCUCAGGCAUGUUUUCAAAAGCCUGUCAAGGAAGCCAUCUCAGGAAGACAGCAGUAAAUACUGUCAGACGACCCCCCUCCUAACCCACCACAGGAGCUUGCUACAGAGACCCCAUAGCACCUCCCACUCACCAAAAAGCAAAACCGAACAAGAUCAGUGGAAGCAGCCUUCAAACAGGAACUUAUGUGCAGCUGACCCCUGUGCCACUCCUACAGUCUUGGACACCUGUCAGAACAGAUCUCUGAAUAUUUGCCACUCUCUCAAUAGUCCCCAUGCAGGCUGGGACGACCAGCCGUCGUUCUGCACUGAGUCUUCUGGAUCUGAGGAGUCCUCGCCAUCCAAAUGUAUGAAAAGAAACAUGGAGAGAGUGAUGUACGACUUGUGCACUCGGCCUGAGCAGCCCGAGCCCACGCCGGCAAACAGAGAAAUGGAGAGCCGCGAAGAGGCGAAAGCUUUCGGGGCACAACAGCCGGAGUUGAGGGGGUCGGUGGAGCAACAUGAUAAGCAACAUUGGCUCUCAGACAAGGCACCCCCAACGACAGCUAAUGUCACUACAACAUCACUGUUAGGAAAGAGGCACCACUCACCUUACGCAAACCUCAGUGGCUUAGAAAUGGAAGGGAUACAUAAAAAUGGUACUGACUACGGGUUCCUGGUGCAUCAGAAUUCUGAACUUCUGCGAGCCCUGGAUGAGCUGGAGAAGACUUGUGCCACACUAAGGGAGGAGAAUGGCCUGCUACGGAAGAGCAGUGCCCCAGAGACUGAGGAGAAGGUCAGGCGGCUGAGGAGAAAGAACACAGAGCUGGCUGUUCUUGCAAAGAGGUUGGAAGAGAGGGCUCGGAAACUGCAGGAGGCCAACCUCAAAGUGGUCAAUUCCCCAUCUUUGAUGAGACCUGGGUCAGUUGAACAGUACAAGAGGGCAUUUGCCCGUCAGCGAGCUCGGGACCUGGCCCAGCACGCCGAUGUACUGCUCUCUAAAGACAAGGAAAUUGCUGCCCUGCAGCAGGAAUGCAGAAAGCUGGAGGCUCGGCUGGGUAUCACUAAGGGCUCCCCUAUUCCAUCUGGUAGAGGGGAAUUUGAGAAGCUUCUUAGGGAGUCUCAGAAGGAGGUGCUGCGGCUGCAAAGGCAGCUGUCGGUCACAUCAUCCAGAAAGCAGCAUGACCAUAUUCCUGACCACGAUGCUGCAGAGAAGAGUGGGGAAAAUGUGAAGGACGAAGGGCGAAAGAAGGUUGUAGGAGAGACCCCGUGUGUGGUAUUAGAUGAAGCUCCCUCCAGGUCUGAGAAAACUCCCGGAGAGGAGGAGUCGGGGCUGCGAGUGACGCCCAUACUGGGCCUUAGCCCGCCCCCUCCCGUAAGGAGAAAAACACAGAGGACCAGCGUCUACAGUUUCUGGAAAGUGAGCUGAGCAAGAAAAGAAAAGAAUGUGAAAAUCUUGAGCAUGAAGUAAAGAAGCGACAGAAGAGAUGUCUGGAUUUGGAGAGCCAGCUUGAGGAUGAGCAAGGCAAAAAU
Molecule: messenger RNA, 2391 nt
Organism: Oreochromis niloticus (Nile tilapia)
Lineage: Eukaryota; Metazoa; Chordata; Actinopteri; Cichliformes; Cichlidae
Product: peripheral-type benzodiazepine receptor-associated protein 1
Exons: 10
Coding region: 356-2287 (643 amino acids)
Source: RefSeq, a predicted model, not a curated record